This is a messenger RNA of Lasiosphaeria miniovina, 435 nucleotides long. RefSeq lists its product as uncharacterized. The transcript has a single exon. The annotation marks the transcript as partial. Lineage: Eukaryota; Fungi; Ascomycota; Sordariomycetes; Sordariales; Lasiosphaeriaceae. The record is from RefSeq and is a predicted model, not a curated record.
GCCUCCACAGCCCAAGAACUCGACGCCGCAGAAGAAACAGCCGUUGCCGAACCUCCCAAGCCAACACAAAACGUGCCAACACAAAACAUGCCAACACAACACGUGCCAACACAAAACGUGCCAACACAACACGUGCCAACACAAAACAUGCCAACACAACACGAGCCAACACAAAACGUGCCAACACAACACGUGCCAACACAAAACGUGCCAACACAAAACGUGCCAACACAAAACGUGUCAACACAAAACGUGCCAACACAAAACGUGCCAACACAAAACGUGCCAAUACAAAGCCUUGCAGCAAAUCGAGCCGCCCAAGCCGCCGUCUACACAUCCCCCCAGCAUGCUCCCGAUUACCGAGUCCACAAUACAGUUCCGGAAACGGAAAUCUCUCACCCACAAAUCAAUCCCAGACAGUCGUUCACCAGUCCA